AUGUUUUUAAUUGCAAAAAUUGUUCGAGGCCGUCGUCUUCUUCACCAAUUAGAACAACAAGAAGAAAAAGCAAAAGCAGCAGCUAAACAACACGAACAACGAGAAAAACUUUCUAGAGGCGUUAGUGGAGUUGAAAGUAUUGCGGUUGCCACAACAACAUUAAAUUGUCCAGUCAAAACUGGAACUUUAAAACAAAAUUUAAAAAUAAAAACAAAUAAUACAGAGGUUGAUGAUGAUUUGGCUGUUAUCGAAUUAGUUGAAUUUUCUCCAAAAAGUAUUAAUGGAGAUGGGGGAGGGAAUGGAGAUGUUGAUAUAAGAGAGAAAACCUCGCCAACUUCUGCUUUUAUAUUGGACAACCAACUACAGCAACAAGAUCGGCUUCAAAAACCGAAAAAGUGCGCAGUUCGUCAACGGACAGAUGCUUCGUUGCCUUCAGACGAAAUUGAAAGGAAUGAGCCAUCGCCAGCUGGAUAUGGAAGCAAAGCAGCGGCUAUGCGUCGUACGAGUUCGAUGCCUUCGAUCGUUGAAUCAGAACAACAUUUGCUUAUGCUCGCUCAUCAAAGGCAGCAACGACAACACCAAUUGUUCCAUCACAGUUCCGGCAAUUGUUGUUUGAGAAGAGGGUUUCGAGCCUCAACAAUUCGUCACUACAAUUACGAGGAUCGUUUUACAAAACUCCACAAAAGAGCUUUGCGUUUCACAUGGCAACGUUUAUUAACUAGAAAUGGAGGGAAAAGAAUCGAAACUGUAUUUGAAGAAGUAUUUGAAAGAAUGAUGCAUAAAAUUCCAAUAAUGAGAGAGAUGUUUAAUACAAGAACGUUUAUAUCUGCAAUGUCCAGAUGUGAAAUUGCUAGUCCUAGAGAUCAUGUAAGGGAAAAAAUAUGGUAG
This is a messenger RNA of Meloidogyne enterolobii, 888 nucleotides long. Lineage: Eukaryota; Metazoa; Nematoda; Chromadorea; Rhabditida; Meloidogynidae. The record is from the annotation of a GenBank genome assembly.